AUACUACAAUAUAAUUUAAAUAAAAAAAAAAUCGUAUUGCAAACAUAUAAGUUGAAACAUAUUGAAACAUAUAAGUAUGUAAUAUCUUUUGAAUUGAAUAAUAUCCGAAUAUUCGAAUAGUAUUUUUUGAAUCAAAUUUAAUCGCGCAUGCGUGAAAUAUAAAUAUUAAAAUGGCGGAAUAUAUAUGGAAAGUAUUGAGAGUCCACAAGUUCGUCAGUUGCACAGCUGAUAUCAGAGUGACGUCAGUAAAACAAAGCCAUGCGCGGUCGAUCGCAGCCGCGAAGUAAACCGAACAGACCGAGGUGUAUUACGAGCAAACAUUGAGCGUCCGUGAUACAGUGAAGUGUGUUCCGUAAUAUUUUUUAGCAUUAGUCGAAGAAUCGUUCGCAGUUUGCAUACACAAGUAGAAUAACGGUUUUGGUGUGAUUAUUUUACGGACGAUGCCGUUCAUAUCAAAGGAUUGGCGCAGUCCUGGUGAAGAAUGGGUGAAAACUGUUGAAGGUUGGGAAAAGAAAAAAAUCCUCGAGUGCGCCAACAAUAAAACACUUUCUCUCUUGCUUCGCGGCGAUAAAGAUGCGCUUGACAAAAAAGAGAAGGAUAAAAAGAAAGAAAACGCCGUCCAACCGCAUUGCCGCAUCACGCUGAAAUGCACCCGCGAGAUCGCUGGUUUCAACGGUUUAAGCGAUGCUCUGAAACGGCUGGACUUUUUAUCCGCGGUACAUGAUUGCCGGCGAUUCAAUUACAUCGUGCGACUGUUGGAUCUUUUGGUCAGUCACAGAAUGGGUGGUCUUAGCGGAUGUGCUCAACGAGUUCUCUUUAAUAUGUUGGAAGAAGUUGCUUUGGAAGUAUCAUUAUCACAGCAACAAACUGGAAAACUUCGUCGAUUGAUCGAAAGAGUACGAGCUUUUAGCGCUAGUUGUUGUUGGGGUGGCAGACCCUUGGGUUCUGUAGUGUUAUGGGAGAAACAUAAAGCUGCUUUAGAGAGAAUAUUACAAAUUGCUUCGUCCAUCACUAUAACACAGCCGGAUGAGAAACAACAACCGCAAUGGUCAGAUUUACCCGCAGAAUGCCGUCGAGAAGUUCUUCUUCGAUUAAGUGAUCCACGAGAUAUUGAAGCAUCUUCAGAGGCUUGCGAACAUCUAGCUAUUCUUGCGCAAGAACAAAGAAUCUGGCGGGAACUUGCUCAGUACCAUUUCACGCCCCAGCAAAUAGCUUCUACAAGACAACAUAAUCCAGGAAAAGACUGGAAAACUAUAUUUACUAUCGCACGAAGAUCAUUUGGUUUGCGAGAAGAAUAUGCAGAGAUAAUUCAAUUAUGUCGCAAUUGCCGUUGCUUAUUUUGGCGAUCACUCGGGCAUCCCUGCAUUGCUGAUCAGGAUCCAGCCUUUCAAGAAAAAUUGGCAGACGUUGAUAGAGCGUCUCUUCAUGUUCCGAUUCCUCCGCAGACUUUCCUCAAAUUUUUUUCUCUAUGAAACAAACAAAUAGACAGACAGAGAAGAGGGGAUUUAUGCUUUUACUUUUCUAGCCUUUCUUGACAAAGGAAAUACUAUUUAGAAAAGUAUGCACAUAAACCAUAAAAAUCUUCGAUAUCCUGCAUUUCCUCUGCCUUGUCUCGUUAUCGAUAAAUGCAUCGAAAAACAUACAAAAUACAUUCAUUUUCGCUUAAAUAUCUCCUCUCCCGCUCAAAUAUUACUUUCGAAUGCUUAAAUUUCUAAUAAUUUUUUAUUUAAAUAUCAACUUACUUCAUUCUUUCAAAAAUAUUGGCAGAAGAAAAAAAAUUAAAACAUCAUAAUUGUUUUGUUUUUUUUCUAAUAUCUUAUAUCAUAUAUCCAAUGAAUGUUAUCAUGUUCUUCUCAUUUUAUAAUUUUCUCAAUAUUGAAUGAAAUCAAUAAAUUAUAUUAAUAUAGUUCAAGUUAUCCUUUUCAAAGUAUUAGGAAUUUUUUUCACUUG
Messenger RNA from Apis laboriosa (Himalayan honeybee), 1950 nucleotides. Its product is annotated as F-box only protein 32. Gene Ontology annotation, cellular component: nucleus; cytoplasm; SCF ubiquitin ligase complex. The record is from RefSeq and is a predicted model, not a curated record. Gene Ontology annotation, biological process: protein ubiquitination. Gene Ontology annotation, molecular function: protein binding. The transcript has 7 exons. Lineage: Eukaryota; Metazoa; Arthropoda; Insecta; Hymenoptera; Apidae. The coding region runs from base 441 to 1472 and encodes 343 amino acids.